GUGUCAGAGACUGGUGAGCGCGUGACUGCUCCUCCCACUGCACAACACCACUAGGCUGUUGCUACCCACAACACGGGCUGGCGUGGGCCUACAAUUCUAGUGUUCAUAGUUUGUGUUACUCUGCCACAGUGUUGAAAUGGAAAAUAUUAAGAAUGUACUUUGUUUUCUGAGACGCGUGUCAUCCAAUGGAUUCUCACCACAAAAUAGACUGGACAUUCUUUUCGGAACUUUCUUCACGCAUCUCACCCUGACAGUAUGGAGCAGCAUGUGUGAAUGUUUGCCACAGACCUUCAUGCUGUACAAUGCUGUCUUCCUCCUCACCAUCCUGUGGAGCCUACACCAGCGUGAGUCUCAAGAAGCUCCCUUCAUGGCUCUGUGCAUCAACGCACUGGCGAUGGUGUUCGAUACUGUGCAUCUUGCACUGUUCUGGCCAUUAAUAAUGACUGGACCGAUGAAGUUUGGUGGAGGAAUGGUGGUGCUGAACCUUAUGCUCCGUCCUUUCUCCAGCUUCCUACUUUUCCGUAUUGUGCAGGAGAGAGCCCAGGCUCGGGGCACCUACCACCUACCUUCCGGCUUCGAACGCAUUUUCGCUGGCCACAAACGUGGCCUAUAUGAAGAUAUUGACCAGACUCCAAGGAGCGAGCCUGUCACCCUCCACUCUGAGACUGCUCCAAUUUCCUCGACGCCACAUAAACAAGAAACAUUUGUUGUGUGAUAAGAUACACAGAGUCCAGGAUGGGUAUAACCUGCAUAAUCAUUGAAACUUACGUGUGUAUUAUUGGGUUAUCUUAAAACAAACUCUAUUUCUUUGUGCAGUAUACAAAAUGUAGUUAACAUAUAAUAAAUAUUGUUAAACACAAACGAAAGCUAUUUACAUUUUAUGCAUUAGAUUAAAGCUACAUAAUUUUUACUAUAAGUGGAUGCCUAAAGCAUGAAUACGCCCUCGGAACAAGUGUACAAAUUUAUACCACUGACUGUAGAUGUAGAAUUUCCCGAAUAUAGCUUUUCUUAAGCUAUAACCUAUAUAGUACCUCACAGCAGUGCUACACUUCCGGGCGGCCUUUUUUUUUUAAAUAUCUAUGUCAACUCAUAGUUAGAUGGCACUGCUGAGUUGCAAUAGGAAAUAACUAACACGUGAUUAUGUAACUCAGUGCCACAAUCGCUGAAUGACCAUACAGGUUUAGCUCAUGGUUGUUCUGCAUACACACACACACACAUAUUAUAUAUAUAUAUAUAUAUAUAUAUAUAUAUA
Messenger RNA from Cherax quadricarinatus, 1252 nucleotides. Its product is annotated as type-1 angiotensin II receptor-associated protein-like. Gene Ontology annotation, biological process: angiotensin-activated signaling pathway. The record is from RefSeq and is a predicted model, not a curated record. Gene Ontology annotation, cellular component: plasma membrane. Lineage: Eukaryota; Metazoa; Arthropoda; Malacostraca; Decapoda; Parastacidae.